GUCCAGCUGUCUAACAAUAGACUGGGCAGCCAUAGGGUGCUGCAGUCACAUGAGGAAGAAGGGCUGGACUAUGUAUCCUUAAUGCUCAACCUGUUGGUGAACUUCAAGGAGCUGAAGUCUGUCGCUCGUCUCUGUCUGGGUCACAGAGCUCAUCCAUAACAAAAUGUCUGACACGGAAGUCAUGGAGGACGAGGAAGUUCAGGAGGAAGGAGCACAAGAGGAGGCGAUAGAUGAGUCAAAGCCCAAACCUAAGUUCAUGACAAAUAUUGCUGCCCCAAAGAUCCCUGAUGGGGAUAAAGUGGAUUUUGAUGACAUCCACAGGAAGCGUCAGGACAAGGAUCUGUCUGAGCUGCAGUCUCUGAUCGAGGCUCACUUUAUCCAGAGGAAGAAAGAGGAAGAGGAGCUCAUCGCCCUCGUUAACAGAAUCGAGAAACGUCGUGCUGAGAGAGCAGAGCAGCAGAGGGUCCGGGCAGAGAGGGAGAAGGAUAGGCAGGCCAGACUUAUGGAGGAAAAAGAGCGGAGGGAGGAGGAGGAGCAACGUAAGAAGCACGAUGAUGACGCCAAGAAGAAGAAGGCCCUCUCCAACAUGACCCAUCAGUACAGCGCUGGACAGAAGGGUGACAACAGAAAAGGAGCCAAGAAACAAACUGAGAGGGAGAAGAAGAAGAAGAUCCUGGCCGACCGCAGGAAGGUUCUAAGCGUUGAUCAUCUGAACGAGGAGAAACUCAAGGAGAAGGCCAACGAGAUGUGGCAGUGGCUGAUGGGGCUGGAGGCUGAGAAGUUUGAUCUUGGUGAAAAACUCAAAAGACAGAAGUACGACAUCAACCAGCUUCUUGCUCGAGUCCAGGACCACCAGAGUGCCAAAGGACGUGGAAAGGGCAAGAUGGCCGGCCGGCUCAGGUAAAGGAGCAGCCAGACGGGGACGAAGCAGACCGCAACACCAGCGAUCAGCCCAUGUGUCUAUUAUGUGUGUAUUCAUUGAUCAGCUGUGUUCGGUUACAUGUCAAUUAUCAUGAAAUCAAAACAAUAAAUAAGUCAUUACAUCCUG
Messenger RNA from Sebastes umbrosus (honeycomb rockfish), 1048 nucleotides. RefSeq names its product troponin T2d, cardiac (gene tnnt2d). Gene Ontology annotation, cellular component: troponin complex. Lineage: Eukaryota; Metazoa; Chordata; Actinopteri; Perciformes; Sebastidae. The coding region runs from base 164 to 904 and encodes 246 amino acids. Gene Ontology annotation, biological process: sarcomere organization; regulation of muscle contraction; cardiac muscle contraction. The record is from RefSeq and is a predicted model, not a curated record. Gene Ontology annotation, molecular function: tropomyosin binding; troponin I binding; troponin C binding. The transcript is spliced from 13 exons.